Strongylus vulgaris is the source of this 561-nucleotide messenger RNA. NCBI's taxonomy places the organism in Eukaryota, Metazoa, Nematoda, Chromadorea, Rhabditida, Strongylidae. The record is from the annotation of a GenBank genome assembly.
AUGCUCGGUAUCGCCAUCGGUGUUCUAUUAUUGGUAUAUCCGUCAUGGCACGAAUUUCUCUUAUUGUAUAAGCAAACAUUAACGCUUCUGUCGAUAGGUUUAGCUUUUCGAAAGGUUGUUACCCCAGUUGGAGAAGAAGAGAAAACCGACUGUCAUCUACUGUAUCUGAGACGCAACGACCCAAAUGUAUACUGGCUGUACUAUCGGAUAUUCCUGUCAUGUUGGAUUGCAAUGCACUUCAUUCAUUUAUGCACUAUUAUAGCUAGUAUUUUUGGCGCUCAGAUGACAAAAGCUCGUCUUCUUGCUCCCCAGAUGAUUGUGCUGGUCUUCAAAGUGGGCCUUUAUAUUGUGGGAUCAUUUGCUUUGACAGUUAUUAGCGUUACCAGUGCUAAAGUGACGUGGAUGGCAAUGUUGAUCAUAUUCUUCUUUGCAUUUUUUACAACCACCAAUCUCAUUGUUUUGGUCAGAUACCAUCGAGUUUUGGAAGAGAAGAAUAUAGCUCUGCGAGCCCUAUUGGCAAACACAAAGAGUGUCCACUUCAAAGAAAGACGAGCGUUAUAA